Scomber japonicus (chub mackerel) is the source of this 3921-nucleotide messenger RNA. Its product is annotated as neural cell adhesion molecule L1-like protein. The coding region runs from base 62 to 3784 and encodes 1240 amino acids. The transcript is spliced from 26 exons. The record is from RefSeq and is a predicted model, not a curated record. Gene Ontology annotation, molecular function: cell-cell adhesion mediator activity. NCBI's taxonomy places the organism in Eukaryota, Metazoa, Chordata, Actinopteri, Scombriformes, Scombridae. Gene Ontology annotation, biological process: cell-cell adhesion; brain development.
CCAAGUGACACCUGCUGGUCUGCAUCAACACGUUCUCCUGAUCUCUUAACCAGCAGGGGUGAUGAGGUUGGCCAGGAGCCUGCAGCUUGUUCUGCUUUUGGCCCUGACCUCCAGGGCUGCAGGCCUCAAUAUCCCUCUGGAAGUGGAGCAGGUUCCAACCAUAAUAACUCACACAUCAGGUCCCAUUAUCAGCCUUCCCUUUGACAACACUGUUACUAUCAGGUGUGAAGCCAGAGGCAACCCACCACCAGAAUACAGAUGGACAAAAGAUGGCAAACAUUUUGUCCCUCCCCAUCUGACAAAAAUCAAAACCGACCACAGAUACGGCACUUUUGUGCUUCACAACAAGCAGCUGGUCCAGUUCCAGGGCAAAUACCGGUGCUAUGCUUCUAACAAGCUAGGAACUGCCAUGACAGAGGAGAUUGAAAUCAUAGUUCCGAACAUCCCUAAGUUUCCAAAGGAGACUAUUGAUCCUAUUGUUGUUGAGCUGGGAGAGCCAGUCGUCCUGAAGUGUAACCCUCCAGAAGGCGUUCCCCCACGUCAGAUCUACUGGAUGUCUUUCGGUCUCCAGCAUAUUGAUCAGGAUGAGAGGGUUUCCAUGGGCAUUGAUGGCAACCUGUACUUCUCUCAUGCCUUACAGAAAGACAGUCGUUCGGACUAUUACUGCAAUGCUGCCUUCCCCACGAUACGAACCAUCGUCCAGAAGACCCCCAUGUCUGUCUUUGUCAAGAGCUCUGAAGCCCCCCCAAUGAGAAUACCCAGCCUGCUGCUGCCCUCUGGUGUUCAGACGGAGGUAGUGCUGCUCAAGGGACAGGCACUGCAGCUUGAGUGUUUACCAGGGGGAUUUCCCACUCCUACGGUGGAGUGGAAGAAAAUGGGAGACAAGCUGUCUACACGGACAACAUUUAACAACUUUGGAAAGCUGUUAACUAUAUCUGCUGUAGAAGAGAGUGAUGAAGGGAAAUAUAUGUGUACAGCUAAAAACCCAGCUGGAGUGGUUGUCCACUACUUUGAUGUAAUAGUGGAAGAGCCGCCAAAGUGGCUGACAGGGCCUCCUCAGAGCCAGCUGAGUACGAUUGGGUCUGAUGUUCACAUCAAGUGCUCGGUCAGUGGAAAACCACUCCCAGACAUUACAUGGAGGAGGAAUGGAGAAAUUUUCAAAGGUGACUCCAAAAACAGGCAAGUGCUUGAUGACACUGUGGUGCUCCACAACACCGUGCCAGGCGACAGUGCCGUCUACCAGUGUGAAGCCUCUAAUAGGCAUGGCUCUGUUCUGGCAAACGUCAACAUCAUGGUCAUGAAUAUCCCUCCAAUGAUACUGACAAAGGACUACCAAGAGUACUCUGUUGUACUAGGAGAGGACAUCGUCAUGAACUGCAGUGUUUUCAGUUGUCCAGCAUCCACCAGCUCUUGGGCCAGAGAAGAUGAGACUCCAGAAACACUCAAGGGGGAACGUUUUUUAUCUCUCCAGAACGGAACAUUGCAAAUCACCAGUGCAGAAAAAAACGACAGUGGGAAAUACGUGUGUGUUGCCUCUAACAAGGAGGGCCUGUCAGCUAUCACUGCUGUGCUAGAUGUAAAAGACCCUACAAAAAUAAUAGAGCCACCUCAGGAUAUGCAGAUCACCAGUGGGACCACAGCUAAGUUGAUGUGCCAGGCAGAGUACGAUAAAAGCCUGCAGGGCGUCUUUGAGAUGUUAUGGAGGAAGGAUGGGGAGAAGAUCCCUCUUUCCUCCGAGAUAGAUUCCAGGUACUCGGUGGAUGAUGGCAUGCUGAAGAUCAUGAAUGUAAACCUCAGUGAUCAGGGAAUAUACACAUGCAUUGCCAGAACCAAUCUGGAUGAGGACAAUGCUUCUGCACUGCUCACAGUACUGGAUGUUCCCGAUGCUCCACAAAAUAUAAAGAUAUCUGAACUAAAGACUGAGAGAAAUGUCUCACUGUCUUGGGUACCUGGGAGUGAUCACAACAGCUCUGUAACAGAGUUUAUAGUGGAGUAUGAGGAGAGCCAAUGGGAGCCAGGAAGGUGGAAGGAGCUACAGAAAGUCCCUGGUUACCAGGCAACAGUCGAGCUGGCCCUACAUGGACACCUUAACUACCAGUUCAGAGUGUAUGCUGUUAAUGCUGUUGGACCUGGACCCCCUAGUGAGCCCACUGAGAGAUACCAAACACCCCCUGCUGCCCCUGAUAGGAACCCAGAAAACAUCAAAAUUCAAGGUCAUCUUCCUUAUCAAAUGGACAUUAGCUGGGAGCCGCUGCUGCCUAUCGAACACAACGGCCCAGGUCUUGAGUACAAGGUGAGCUACAGGAAAUUGGGGUUGGAAGACGUCUGGAAAGAGCAUCUGGUCAAAAGACACUCCUUUGUCGUGAGGAACACAUCCACUUUCAUCCCAUAUGAGGUCAAAAUUCAGAGCAGGAACAGCGAUGGCUGGGGACCAGAACCUAAAAUUGUUACAGGUUACUCUGGAGAAGAUGUUCCUUCUGCAGCACCCCGGGAUAUAGCGGUGGAGGUGAUCAACACCACUGUUCUGAGAGUAAGCUGGUCCCCGGUUCCAACUGCCACACUGAGAGGUCAUCUAAGGGGAUACGAUGUUCACUGGUUGAGAAAGCGAAGUCUGUUAAAUCCUAACAAGAUUUUGGAUGAGCGUCACUCCCUGUCCUUCCCUGGGAAGAGGAGUCAUGCCAUUGUGCCUGGCCUCAAGCCGUUUUCUGAGUACAGACUCACUGUCAACGUUUUCAACAAGAAGGGCAAUGGGCCCAACAGUGAUCCGGUCACCUUCAAUACACCGGAGGGAGUUCCUGAGCAAGUGCCCAUCUUGACUACUUCAAAUGCCCAGAAAGACUCUAUUUUGCUGGUAUGGGGCCCACCGCUGGAGUCAAACGGCAUCCUCACUGGUUAUCUCCUGCAGUACCACCUCAUUAAUGAGACCUCACUGGAGGUGAUUGAUUCCCAGGAGAUGAACAUCACUGGGGCUGACACCACCCAGUGUCAGCUUCAGGGCUUAGAGGAGGGCAGCCUCUACCGCUUCCACCUCAGUGCCUGCACUCGAGUAGGCUGUGGACCUCUGCAGACCCAGGAGAGCAGCACCAUCAGUCAACCACUUCCAGCCCUGUUGAACAUAAGCUCUUAUGUGAGUGACACCUUUGCCAAAAUCAGCUGGACUGCCAGAGAGGAACAGCAGAAUUCGCAGCUUUAUGUGGCUUAUAUGAAUAACCGUGAUGGUAACUGGCGGAUUUCAGAGGCUGUUAACACUUCUCAAAGUUUCCACGUUAUUGAUGGGCUCAAACCUGGAACGGUGUACACGGUGCGCCUCAUGUCCAAGAGCCUGCUCGAUAAUGCUAGCAUUUUCGAAGACGUUAUCCAGACACGGGUCAAAGGUAUGGCAGGUCAGCAGAGGAACUUCUCGACCCAGGGCUGGGUUAUUGGGACCAUGUGUGCUGUGGCACUCCUCACCCUUGUUGCACUCAUGGCUUGCUUUGUGCGGAGAAACAAAGGUGGCAAGUAUGCAGUGAAAGAGAAGGAAGACCUCCACCCUGACAUGGUGUCACAGGGAAUGAAUGAUGACACCUUCUGUGAAUACAGUGACAGUGAUGAGAAGCCACUGAAGGGCAGUAGCUUGCGUUCCCUGAAUGCAGUCGGGGACAGUGUCAGCAGAGACAGUCUGGUCGACUACGCCGAAGGAGACGAAGAAUUCAACGAGGACGGUUCAUUUAUCGGAGAAUAUUCCGGACCCAAGCAUCGAGGCUCUGUUAGCCAGCCCAGUGGACCCAGCCCAGUCACUGCAUAAAGCCAAGCUCCAGUUGAAACAGUCUACUUCAAAUCCUUUCAAGAUACUUUUUAAAUUCAGCUUCCCUGGCAAUGAAUAUAACUUGAAUGGCCAAAUAUGGAGGAAUAAAAACGACUCAAAUGUGCUGCAGUCUUUAA